Cucurbita pepo subsp. pepo (vegetable marrow) is the source of this 1057-nucleotide messenger RNA. Lineage: Eukaryota; Viridiplantae; Streptophyta; Magnoliopsida; Cucurbitales; Cucurbitaceae. The record is from RefSeq and is a predicted model, not a curated record.
UCUGAAGAGAUUCCCAAGCACACAGGAAAUAGUCCAGAAUGGCAGAUACCGGCCAGGUUUUUGGCUUUAAUCCAUGGAGCCGCCAAUGGUGAUGAUUUAUAAAGCAGACCCUUUGAAGUCCCAAGUAUUUGGAAUCUAAUCCGCCAUGGAUGAUGGAGGAGGGUUCAGAAAGGCAAGAAUGGAGCUUGAAGCACUCUACGAGGGAGUGCCAGAUGAGUCUGUGAAUCUCACCUUCCGACAUCUCACAGACGUCAAUGUUCAAUCCAGAGCCAACCCAUCAAUCCAAAUCCCAAUCCCAAGAGACAAUCAAAGCACCCCAUUAACCAAACUCCCCAGCCUAGACUUCAACAGAGCCCUCCAAGCAGCCAACCAAUACUCCCGCCCCGACGCCAAAAUCAGCCUCCAUCCGAGUGCGCAGGUCGGUGGGAGUAGUAGUGGGUCGCCGCUUGCCCCUGCCGGCCACACUCAAAGCCGUCCAACUUCGGAGCAUGAGUACAUGCAUGCCCAUGUUGGGUUGAGGCCGGCUUUGGAGUACAGUGCAGCCUACGAGGAGGCAAGCCGCAUCAGCGGCAUGGGUUCCAUGUAUCUCCAUCACAGAGCCACGCCGGGGAGACGCCGCCCGGGGAUUCCUCACUCCAAUAUCUGCACCAACUGCACCACCUACAUCUAUGUCUUCCGCCAUCGUUGCCUGGUCUGUGGAAGAGUUUACUGCCGGCAAUGUGUGAGAAUUGGGAUGGGGGAGAUGACGGAGGGAAGAAAGUGCAUAGAAUGUUUGGGAAGAAAAUUCAGCAACAGGUACAUAGGGGAGGCAGGAGAUGUGGGGUGCUUCGGUUGGAGGUACUCAACUGCGGUGAAGCACGCAGAGCUUAAGUGGGCGGAGAAAGGGCCUCGCCGGAGAGGAGAGAGAGCCCCACGGAGAGGGUGCGGGGGCGGUGGCGGUGGCGGCGGGGUAACGAACUCCAUGAGUAUGAUGUCGGCAAGAAAUAGUCCAGAAUGGCAGAUACCGGCCAGGUUUUUGGCUUUAAUCCAUGGAGCCGCCAAUGGUGAUGAUUUAUAA